UAUGCGUUCGAUUUUUCCGAACCCCGGUACAGAAUACCUUAUACAAGAAUUCGCCCCAUGUCAAGUCUACCCUUCUUCCUAGUCAAGACGAAUUGUCGACCUCACUUCUCGAGACCCAACCCUCCUUACACCCGCAUUUCAAUCUCUGGAAUUUCUUUUAUCAAAUCCGUUUCCCACCCCUUUUGGUCAGCCUCGAACUUACCCACUCUACCUCAAUGAACACUUUACAAUUAUGACCAUACGAGUUAACGAUUAUCUCCCUAACAAGUACAUCUAACAAUUCUUAUACUGCAAACUCUGUCUCCUAAUGAUCGUUUGCUGGCCAAGCCUUUCCUCAACUGUUCAGGAUAUGUGUCACAUUCACGCAAAUGACGUGGGCAAUGCAUAACAACAUUAUACCUAUACCUUUGAAAUGCAACAAUCAUCAACACUACUUGGAAUCUUCAAUUAAUUUUUCAUUUUCCUCUGCUCACUCUUUGAACCAUUAUAAUAAAUUCGGUGCUCAUCAUUUCUUUAAAUUUGCUAUCGUCGUGCUAAUGAUAUUAAUUGUAGGUUUUCAAGCGCACGGUGUUUGGUUCUGUGAAAUCAGGGACUGAUCAUUCAUGACUGUGAUUUGUCUACAAAUCAAGUUCAAGUUCAAUUUAAUUUAAGACACUGUGAUUUUUUUGAAUCAUUGAACAUUGCUAAUGAAAAAAUUCAUCAACAAAGAAAACUCCAAUUAUCUGUUCAGAAGAGAACAUUAUUUGGGUUUCAUUUUUUAACUUCUGUGAAAAAAAUCAGUGUUGUCAAACGGUCUGUAAUUAGUAAAUUUACCCCUAGUUGUGGGUAACUAAUAAUUUUUCCUCACCCAUAAAGCACCAAAAGUCAUAUUACAUUGCUAAUGAGUGUUUAGAAAUAAUUGGAGAAACAGAUUCAGUCGCAUAUCUGACAUCUGUCACAAUUUUAAGCUACUCAUAAGGAGUUGAAUAUCCUGUUGCAAUAAUCUAAUUUCCUCGAACUAUGAUACAUGCUAGAAGAUACGAAUUCAUUCAUAUUUACAAUCUCCUUGCUGAUAGUAUUCUUGAAAUGUUAUUCUACCCAAUGACUUAUUAAUUAUAACUCAUGUUGAAACUGAUUCUUUUUACAACUUAUGUAAAUACUGAUAUUGAAGUCCAAUGUAUAUACUUGAAUCAUUUUUCACAACAGCAAUGCCUGUCCAUGCUUCAAAUGUCUGAAAGAAAAUUGGAAAAACAUACAUACCGCUAAUUUCAGUUAUCAACUUCUAUGUACUCACAUUUCUAGAUCUACAUUUUGCAGUGAAAAAUAUUCAGCACGAACUGCAUUUCAUGAUUGAUAAAAGCUUGUCCUCCAUAAUGUAUCUGGAAGUAAAGCUCAAUGAAACUGAUACUUCACAUAUAUUGUUAAAUUCAUCCUCUACUUACGCGAUAAUGUCAUAACAUGAUGUGAAUUAGUCUUGUGUCUAGAGGGUUAUUCCAUACUCUCUCAAAAAUUUGAGUAAUGGAAGACACUAGUCUCUCAUUAUUCUGCUGUCCAUAAUCCUCAAAAUCAUUUAUGCUUGCAUAGGUUUUACACAGCACAUAAUUACACAUUCCCGAACACAUGAAAUAUUUGUUUGACAAACUCAACGCCUUUGAGCUUCAUGUCAGUAAAAAUGGAUAAAAUGAGGGCUGGAAAAGCAGACUGACAGAGAUUUCAUCAAGAUUGGAGGGGCGAAAGAAAGUGGAUAGGACAAGGUGAUAGGCAAGUGCAAGCUGUGGCAGGCCUCGGCCGCCCCACUAGCACGUGUGCUACUAUGCCGGCUUUUCCAAGACCUGGCAGCCUAAAAGACCCAGAGAUAGCUGAGCUUUUUGAGAAAAAUGAUCCAGAAAAAAUAUUUGAAGAUCUCCGUGAGAUCGGACAUGGAAGUUUUGGAGCUGUUUAUUAUGCGAGAUGCCUGGUCACCAGGGAGAUUGUUGCAAUCAAGAAAAUGUCCUAUCUGGGAAAACAGACUGUGGAAAAGUGGCAGGAUAUUCUAAAAGAGAUUCGAUUUCUUCGGCAACUUAACCAUCCCAAUACCAUUGAAUACAAAGGAUGCUACCUCAGAGAUCAUACUGCAUGGCUGGUGAUGGAAUAUUGCCUCGGUUCAGCAUCUGAUAUAAUAGAAGUCCACAAGAGACCUUUGAAAGAAGAUGAAAUUUCUGCAAUCUGUGAGGGAGUCCUUCGUGGUUUACAUUACCUCCAUUCUUUGGGACGUAUCCAUAGAGAUGUAAAAGCAGGAAAUAUCCUGCUCACUGAAAAUGGUACGGUGAAGUUAGCUGACUUUGGAUCAGCUAGUAUCAAGUGUCCAGCAAACAGCUUCGUCGGUACACCGUAUUGGAUGGCUCCGGAAGUUAUCUUGGCUAUGGAUGAAGGGCAGUAUGAUGGAAAAGUGGACGUCUGGUCAUUAGGAAUCACAUGUAUCGAAUUAGCUGAAAGAAAGCCACCUUACUUUAACAUGAAUGCCAUGAGUGCUUUGUAUCAUAUUGCUCAAAAUGAUACUCCAACUCUAAAUUCACCAGAUUGGACGGAUCUAUUCCGAAACUUUGUAGAAGUAUGCCUAACUAAAAAUCCGACUGACAGACGUACUUCAGGAAAGUUACUAUCACAUCAAUUUGUGACUAGAACACGUUCUCCUCAUGUCUUGAUCGACCUGAUUCAGAGAACAAAAGCUGCCGUACGAGAAUUGGACAAUCUGAAUUAUCGGAAAAUGAAAAAGAUAUUAAUGAUUGACGCCUGUGAAACCGAAAGUACAGUCGGAGAUGCUGAUGAUACUCCCGAUGAGCAGACUGGUGGGGACAGUAGUAAGAGCAAUUCGAUAACGUCAGAGCACUCAAUCCAUUCAAUGGGGGUUUCAGCGAGUUCUCAAAGUUCUUCCACCAACAGCUUGCCGCUGCCCAUUGCUGAUUCGAAUGAAAUUUCUACUGGUUCUGUGAGGAAUCGUCACAAGAUUUCUGCAGGUGUAACUGCCAAUUUAAUUGAACAUGGUGCUAAUAAUUUUGCCACUAUUAGAACCACGUCAAUAGUCACUAAACAACAAAAGGAACACAUGCAAGAAGAGAUGCACGAACAAAUGAGUGGCUAUAAACGUAUGAGGCGAGAACAUCAGGGUGCUUUGGUAAAAUUAGAGGAACGUUGCAAGAUGGAAGUCGAGUCCCACAAGCAAUUAUUAGAUAAAGAAUAUGAAACUUUGCUACAACAGUUCAGCAAGGAAUUAGAAAAAUUACAACUCCGGCACCUGCAGGAAUUAGAGCGGAAACUAAAACAAAAUCAAAAUGCAGAGAAAAAGUUGCAGAAGGAAAUAUCAAGUAGGCAAGAAGCUGACCGAAAGGCAUUAGAGGCUCAACAAAAACGUGAUUAUAAGGCAUACAAAGAGCGGUGGAAGCGAGAGCUUUCUCAGGAUGAAGUCACACCGAGGCGACAGCGGGAUGCCACACUUCAGAGUCACAAGGACAGUUUGAGACAGAUGGAAGCUCAGGAAGAACAAAGACUCGCCAGGGGACAACGCGAGUAUCUUGAUCUUGAGAUCCGCAAAUUUCGCAGAAAAAAAUUACUCAUUUUUCAUAGCUUGGAACAGGAGCUACUGAGAGAGGAGUUAAACAAAAGGCAGCAGCAACUGGAACAAGCGCAUGGAAUGUUACUGCGUCACCAUGAAAAAACUCAGGAGCUCGAGUACAGACAGCAAAGGGCAGUACACGCACUCAGGGAGGAUCAGGUCCACCGGCAGCAUGCCACCGAACUGUCCAAUCAACAAGAUUACAUGCAGAGAGCUGAGCGUGACUUGCGCAAGAAGCAUGCACUAGAACUUAAACAACAACCUAAAAGUCUGAAGCAAAAAGAAAUGCAGAUACGCAAACAAUUUCGAGAGACAUGUAAGAUUCAGACACGUCAGUACAAGGCGCUAAAAGCGCAGAUACUGCAGAACACUGCCAAGGAUGAACAGAAAGCAGUAAUAAAAAAAUUGAAGGAAGAGCAGAGGCGAAAGCUUGCUCUAUUGGGUGAUCAGUAUGAACAAAGUAUUGCUGAGAUGCUACAAAAACAAAGUAUUCGAUUAGAUACAUCACAGGAAGUGGAGUGUCACCAACUCAAGGAGAGAUUACAUUACGAGUUGGAGAUUUUAAUGGCAUACCAGUCAAAGAAUAAGAUGCAAGCAGAAGCGCAAAGAAAUCGAGAGCGUCGUGAAUUGGAAGAUCGCGUAUCAGUGAGGAGGGCUCUUCUAGAACAAAAAAUGGAGCUCGAAACUCAGCAGUUCCUGCAGGAGCGCAGCGAACGAAUUCGUUUGCUUCAUGAAAGACAGGAACGUGAACUUCAACAAUUUGAUGAAGAAAGUGCAAGAAUCGGCUUUAGUGCAUUGGCAAUAGCAGAGGCAUCAAAAGAGUCUUAUCCAGAUGACGAGAGUCUCAGUGGCUCGAUGCUCAGUCUGGCCCAUAGUAAUAGCUCGACAUCCUUCACCCCAAAUAGCCUCUAAUCUUAACUGUUAUGUAACGUACGUCUGACUGCAGUUUACACUACUGAAUUGACCUUCAAAAUAUUUGCUAACUUAUGAACGAUGGUUGUCAAUUCUGUGUGCCUGCACCCAUACCUAAGAGAACAGGAAAUAACUGCUGGAUACUAGAUUAAACAUGAGAUUAUUUCUCUGAUUGUGCUUCUUCCGCGAUUAGAUCCAAGUAUUGAUACAUCAUAUGGAGGAAAAAAAGAAGAGAUAAAGAAAAAAAAAAAUCAUUUCAUACGUACAAAUCUAUGAUAUCAUUUGAUUUUCAAAAGUACGCACGAAUUGUUCAACUAAUUCGUUUUAUAACAUUCACAAAAAUAGUUAACGUUAUUUAGACAAUUAUUUUUUGCUGCCACAACCCCAUUUUCCAGUUGAUAUGGUACAUAUAAUUUGUUUUUUGUUUUGAUUUUUUUUUCGAGUCCGACGGUUUUUCCGAAGUUGGUUGAACAAAUGUGUCAAGAACAAUGAUACCAAAUUUCAUCCUUGUACAGCGUACUGAUUAAUACGAGUAUUUUGAUAUUAUAUUUGGGUCUUCCAACGCUAUGCCGCAGGCAGUAAAACGUUGUACGGAUUGAAUUAAGACUUGAUUAAAAUAUUUUGGUUUUAUUUGUGAUUUCGACCUUCGCCAAUGAAGUUUCAUAGAAGUAGCAAAAGGUAAUAGAUUAUUCGGAGUAAUACUCAGGCCUUGAUAAUUUGGUAAACAUCUCAUGUUUCCUCGGAUGUCCAGUAUACUUUCCAAAAUUAUACUCUUAAACCAUACUGUGACUUUCCUUUCCUUUAUUUCUUAAUAUCUUUACUACCUGUAUUUGUUAUUAUAUCCUUUAUCUAAUUCAUUAAUUAAAUGAUUAUUAUAGAACGUCAGAUGAUUGUGACAUUUUUAACGAAAGGAGAUAAAGAGAUAAAAGCAAUCGACUGAUUGCAAAAGUUAUGCAUAUUCCGUUUUUAUUUAUUUUUUUUUCUUUUUCAAGUUUUUUGAUUACAUGAUCAUUUGACUUUGCAAAAAAUAGUGAUGGAAUUGUUACCAUUUUCAACUGAAGUCAUAUGUUUGUUAGAUCGAUUUGCUUGAGAACUGAUCGAACCAAAGCUAACUGUAUCAAUGGUUUGAGAGAGAAACAAAUUUGCAAAAAAAAGUAUGUAAAAACUGUCACAAGUUUACAAUAUAUCGCAAAAUUAUUCAACGAAUUCGGAUUAUCCGUUGGAAAAAACAGAAUAGAAAUUUGUGCAAUAUGAUAUUAUCAGAUGAAUAAUUCUUGUGUGUUAAGAUUAUUAUUAGUAUUUUUCAUGAGUUUUUCAUGAGGCUGAAAAUAUUUGAGUACUUAUUUAAUAACUCAAUAAAUAUACUUUUAGUCGGUGUCAUACAUCAGUUAGCAGUUAUCACCAACUCGGAAAUAAAACUUGGUAACAUAAAGAAGUUGCGACGUAUAAUGAUGAAUAACAUGUCAUUAUUUCAACUAUGAAUGACUUGAGUGGUUUGCAAGAACACACCUGAAGUAUGUGUACAAUAUUUAUUAAUGAAUUAUUCAAUUAUGUGUUCAAUUAUUGUGAUAUAAGUGUUUGCAAAGGGAAGAUGGAGGAUACAAUUGGCUCUGAUAUGUGUUCAGUUAAUAUCGUGUCAGUCAAAAUUGUCACAAUCAACUGAAGCUGCUACCUUUAGUAUGGGAGCGACAUGUACAUAUACAAAAACACGCUACGCAUAACACAUUAUUAAAGUGAAAAGUAAUAAUAAAGGAAAUUGAUAGAAUGCAACUUCAUACGCCAAAUGAUAGCGAUGAAGAAGUAGGGAAGUUUAGGAUUUAUCGUCAGGUACAGACAAUUUUUGAAAACUUUCGGCAUAUAUUGCCGAUUGUUGAAUACAAAUUGUGCUAUUAGUUAACAUGCCAAUUUCUAUGAUUUUCAUUUCAUUGAUGAAAAAUUAAACUAUACAUAUGACGAUACGAUGUAGAAUCGGCUUAUUCUAAAUUUUUUUUUGUUCUUGAUAUUGAAAAAAUGAAAACUAUCGAAGCUAUAGUUUGAGCAAGUUAGAUGUUUUACUCGUAGCACGAAUUUUUCGUCUUGCAAUGCGAUAAUACAUGGUCAUUCGAAUUUUAUUUGAAUCUUAACUGUUAUUCCAAUUCAGUGCAUACCAAUUUGGAAAAUAACUUUUCAAUGUUGUCAGCAUUUGUAAAUAUUUGUUUGCUAUGUUUAUUGUUACGAAAUGGAACUUUAGGUAAGUCGACUAGAACUUUGUAGACAGUAAUGUUUACGGAAACUCCAAAGUUACGCUUCGACACAGUAUCAGGCUUUAACUAGGCGAAUUGUAAUUUUCUUUUCAUGUAGCGGUAUUCAUUUACUAAACCAAGGUCUAGAAAGUUAUAGGAAACUGAGCCUGAUGGCUCAAUUUGAAACCAUUUCUUUGAAUGUAGUAUUUUAUCAUUGGAUUGCUACUACGACAUAGCAAAAAGGGACGACGUUAGCAUUGCGAUAUUCCAAAUGCAAACUUCAUGGCCGCAACUUUUCCUUUUAGGAUUCGCAUCUUUUUCUCACCAGCUAAUAUAAUUAUCGUUAGGUCGAUUCAAUUGUUUCAAUUUCUCUGCAAAAUAACAUUUCUGAUACCAACAUCUAAAUCACUUUCAAAAACUUAGCUAUUUAUUUAUACAAUCAUUACAACAUAUCCUCGUUUCAUCAAAUAACUGUUAUUAAAUCUAUUUAUUUAUGUUUCACUCCAUGCACACUUUCCAAGGUGCUUAUCGUAUUUGUCAAGUGAAAGGUAUCACAUCUCAUAGUUCAAGUUUAUUGAUAAUUCUCUAAACGUGAAAACGUGUAAUACUUCCAAAUGUAAAUUUAAUUUAGUCUUGUGAUCAAUUAUCGUAGAGCGGUACGCGAGUAUCUGUAAUGGAAAUCUCUAAUAUCUUACAGCAAUUUUAACGUAUUUCCUAUUUGUGAAUCAUGGGCCCCGUGUGAAUCUAAUAUGUGAGCUUAACUGUAUGGUCAAUAACAUGCUCACAGAAAAUUAAAAAUACACUCGAUUAUAAACUGAAAUAGGUACAUACAAGUAUAGAUAAAUAUUCUCUAUUAUUAUAUAAAUAUAAAUAUAUAAUAUACAUAAAUUUAAACUAAAGAAAACCAAUACCUUUAUAGCAAGUAACCAAUCGAGAAAAGCGACGCACGCAUUGUCAGUAAUCCGAUACAGCAUCGGUCUUAAUAAUUAUAAUAAUUAUUAUAAUUAAUUAUUUUUAUUUUUAAGUUUAGGUAGAGUAUAAAUACAUUUUUUAACUAAACUGAUGGAUGGAGUAGAGUGAGCUAAUGCUACAAUAUACAAACCGUUAGACCAAAGUUUGUUAUACGUAGUUGUGCCACUCAACACCACUAUGCUGAUUAGAUAAUAAAAAUUGAAAAUAUCAAAUCAAAUGUAA
This is a messenger RNA of Athalia rosae (coleseed sawfly), 7899 nucleotides long. It is a transcript of the gene Tao, whose product is annotated as serine/threonine-protein kinase Tao. The record is from RefSeq and is a predicted model, not a curated record. The coding region runs from base 1793 to 4483 and encodes 896 amino acids. Gene Ontology annotation, biological process: protein phosphorylation. Lineage: Eukaryota; Metazoa; Arthropoda; Insecta; Hymenoptera; Athaliidae. The transcript has 12 exons. Gene Ontology annotation, molecular function: protein kinase activity; ATP binding.